GAACUGAAAGGAGAGUGAGUGAGAGAGAGAGAGAGAGAGAGAGUGAGAGAGAACAGAGCUUGAGAUGGCUCUUGGCACAACUCAGUAGCCAGCUCAAGCAGACACCACAAGUGGACCACACUUGUGAAGCCAGAGGAUAUUAGUGGAUACUUGAGUGCCUUUUCUAUAGGAUUACUCUUGAUUGACUACUGAUUGUUAAACCUGGGGACAACAAAACAAAAGGUAGAGCAUGAGGUCCAAAAGCAGCAGGGUGGAGAGCUCGGCCAAUGGGGUGCUGGGAGUUCCACAGGGUAACCAUGACAUCAGCCAAGAAAAGGAAGUUGUUUUGCCUGUGAAGAGUUUAAUGGCCAAAGUUCAGCAGAAGGAGGGUGAGGAUAAGGUGGAGGUCGAAGUGAUCUCUGACAAAGAGAAGUUACUGAUUGAUUCUUCUGACACUGGAGAAAAAAAAGAUUACAUCAUGGAUCUGUCCAAAAAAGAUCUGCUAAAACUGCUGGGAAUCAUGGAGGGAGAGGUUCAGGCCAGAGAAGAUGUCAUCUGCAUGCUAAACUCAAAAAGGGCCAUCCCAGAAGCCCUCGAGUCACGAUAUGGCUGCGCUGUCCCUGGUUCGGCCCUCCAGGCCCUGCAGAGGGACAGCUUCAUUAGUGGCACCGAGCCGCACAACCACAUUGUUUACCAGAAGCCUAUGGCUGAGCUGGAACGUCUCCAGGAGAAGCACAGGGAGACAUACAGGAGGAUGCUGGGCCAGUUGUUGCUCGCUGAGAAGUGCCACCGCCACACUGUCCAUGAGCUGGACACAGAGAAACGCAAGCAUGCAGACUACAUGAAUAAGAGUGAUGACUUCACCAACCUUUUGGAGCAGGAGAGAGAAAGACUGAAGAGGUUGCUUGAGAACGAGAAGGCCUACCAAAUAAGAAAGGAAAAGGAGUACUCUAAACGUCUGGAAAAGGUACAGGAGGAAUUGGUCAAGCUGAAGUCUUUUACCCUGAUGUUGGUCAAUGAGCGCCAGCAGCACCUGGAGCAAAUGGACCAACAGAGCCAGCGGGUCCAGGAACUCAGCCAGCAGCUCCAGCAGCGGGAGCAGGCGCUGAAUGAAGCCAGGGGGCGGGCUCAGGAAGAUGGUCACAGGAUGCUAAGUCUGGAGGCUGAACUUAAGGAGAAAUCUGCCAAGCUCAACCAACAACAUGAGGAGAUGAAUGCAAAGCUAGCCAGUCAGGAGAUCAACAGUCGUCAACUCAGUGCCAAACUUUUAGGGCUUUCCCAUAAAGUUGAGGAGCUAGAGGAGAGCAAUAAGGCCUUAAGGAAAUCUGAGGAAGAACUGCAGGAGCUGAGGGAGAAGAUUGGCAAAGGGGAGUGUGGCAACUCCAACUUGAUUACUGAGUUGGAGAAUUUGCGGAAAAGAGUUCUUGAGAUGGAGGGGAAAGAUGAGGAGAUUACAAAAACUGAAAAUCAGUGUAAGGAGCUAAGAAAGAGGUUACAAGAGGAGGAUACUAAGAGUAAAGACCUCAGGCUAGAAGUGGAGAAACUCCAUAAAAGAAUGAUGGAGUUAGAGAAACUUGAGGGUGCCUUCAGCAUAAGCAAGGCUGAGUGUGCACAGUUACAAACUGCACUAGAAAGAGAGAAGGGCCUGACCAAAGAGCUCUCUGAUGAAGUCAUAGCUCUCAGGAUACGUAUGAAAGAGCUUGAGUCUUCUGAACUCAAGUUAGAGAAGUCUGAGCUGAGCCUUAAGGAUGACUUGAGCAAGCUGAAGUCACUGACUGUAGCUUUGAUGGAAGAAAGAAAGACCCUGAUGGAAAGAAUGAAGUCAGAUGAGAAGAAAAAUGAGGAUUUAAGUAACAUGGUCAAAGUUGAGCAGGGUAAAGUUAUGGAGGUGACAGAAAAAUUAAUAGAGGAAAGCAAAAAAUUCCUGAAAUUGAAAUCAGAGAUGGAAAACAAAGUAGAGACACUAACCAUAGAAAAGGGCGAGCUAAGCACUAAGCUCGCCUAUGAAAUAGAUAAAACUAAAGAUCUUAAUUCUAAGGUCAGUCAAAUGAAGAAGAGGUUAGAUGGGUUUGAGCAAGCAGAAAGGCUAUCAGUGAAGAAUUCUGUGAAAUGUGAACAGGGAAGAAUGUCUGACCCUGUUAAAAGAGAAGAUAAUAAAGUUAAGGAACUGACAUUUGAAAUUGAGCGCUUAAAAAAUCGUCUCAAACAACUUGAAGUGGUUGAGGGAGAUUUGAUCAAGACAGAAGAUCAGUAUGACAUAUUGGAGAAAAGGUUCAUGACUGAACAAGACAAAGCCAACAUUCUUUCCCAACAAGUGGAAGAAAUGAGGAGUCAGAUAGCACGAAACAAAGCAAUUGAGAAAGGAGAGGCGGAGAGCCAAGAAGAAGAUCUCCGACAACAAUGCAAGAGAGAAGAAGUCAAAACCAGGGAACUGCAGGCUGAUAUUGUAGCCCUCAAGGAGAAGAUCCAUGAACUGAUGCACAAGGAAGAUCAACUUUCUCAGCUCCAAGUGGAUUACUCUAUCCUGCAGCAGAGGUUCUUGGAAGAAGGGGAGAAAGCCAAGAACAUGGGCACUGAAGUUUUCCAUUUAACCAGAGAACUGGAGAUAGCAAAGCGUCAAAGUCGAGCACUAAGACCCAGUUUGAAUGGGAGGAGAAUGGUGGACAUUGCUGUGACAUCCACUGGAGUACAGACAGAAGCAUCAUCCACUGGCCCAACAGAGGAGGACACCGCAGCUGUGUUUAUCAGGAAGUCUGUUCAAGAAGAGAAUCACAUCAUGAGCAACCUCAGACAGAAGUGCCUGAAGAAGCCAACAGAAAAGAGUGGUAUUGAGCGUUGCCCUUCAUCUAGCAGUGACCUAGGCAUGAAGAAAUCCUGGAUCCCCUGGAUGAGGAAAAAGGACCACACCGCUCAAGAGACCAACUUGGAAAAGUCUCCACAAAUUAAUGGAAAUCAUUUGCCUUCUGAAGUGACCAUGUCCCAAACACAAGGGCAGCCUUUACACAUCCGAGUAACACCAGACCACCAAAAUAACAUGGCCACUCUGGAGAUCAGCAGCCCCACUGCUGAGGACUUUUUCUCCAGCUCAGCUCCCCUUAGCCCCAACCCAUCUCAACCUAAAUCCAGAAUCACAAUCAUUCCCACAUACUCAGCUUCAGCCCAGAAGAGAAAGUCCACCAUUGGACCUCAGGGCCUUGAAAGAGUCAAGUCUCCAGUCACCAUCACAACAAUAUCCAGAGCCAAAUCUUCAGAAAGCAGCCAGGCCCCCUUCUCUGCCUCAGGGAGGCCUUUGUCCCCUGUAUCUAUUACAACAGUGAGCACUGCUAUAGUGCCUGAAGCAUCUGCCUCUCCUGAACCCCAGGAGAUGACCAUGGGUCGAGCUGUUUUCAAAGUUACCCCAGAGAAACAGAUGGUUCCAACGCCUAUACGAAAGGGACACAACAACACUAGCAUAAUAACUACCACUGAAGAUAACAAGAUCCAUAUUCACCUAGGCAACAGCAUCACCCCAAAAAUGGUAGUCAGGCCGGUGACUGCUGUGACUGAGAGCAAGGAAAUGACUUUAUCAACUGGGACAGUUUUGCGUUCCCCUCGCCAAAUCACCACAACUGCUACCAGAAGCACACAGAGCAAAGUAAUGAGCAGCAUCACGAUUUCCCCCGUUACAUCCACCACUUCCAGACCCACCCAUAUCACAACUGGGCAUGAUGCCCAGACACCUCGCACAGGGCUGACCCGCAUCCCAAUGUCCAAGAGCCUGAAGACAGGGAAGGCUGUGCUAGGAUCCCUGGGGAUCUCGGGUGGAGUGAAACUUGAGUCACGAGCUGAGAGUCAAUCUAUGAAAAUAGAAGUUAAAAAAUCUACUGUUAAUAACAAUACUUUACAAAAUGGAGGAAAGCCCUGACUGACAUAAUAGUACCAACAAAACACAUUGUCUGUACAUAUCUAAAUAUGGUGUUUCAGACAUAUUAAGACAACACUCGCAGAAGAAAAGUUCCAAUGUCUCUGACAACUCAGCUGUACAUUACAAAUGCACAGAGGCAAGCUGUUAAUUUCUCAUUUUUGUAAAGUCAUUUGUACUUAUAUCCAUUAUUUCUGCCAUUUAGAUAGAAACAUGAUUUGUAUUUACAGUGUGCACUGUGGUGAGCAUUUGGUUUAAAUAUUUCAUCAGACUGCGCUGCUACUAACUACUUUUGCUUUGAGUGGUUGUCUCACAUAUAAGGAGUUUGUUGAUAAUAUUUCAGAAGCACAAACAUAAUUCAAAAUAUUUGUUUUCAUGUAAAUUAUGUUUAUUUUAUCUGUAAAAGAAAAGUAUUUUAAUAAAUAUGAUUUC
This is a messenger RNA of Scatophagus argus, 4312 nucleotides long. RefSeq names its product filamin-A-interacting protein 1-like. Bases 230 to 3883 code for a protein of 1217 amino acids. The transcript is spliced from 6 exons. The record is from RefSeq and is a predicted model, not a curated record. NCBI's taxonomy places the organism in Eukaryota, Metazoa, Chordata, Actinopteri, Scatophagidae.